Molecule: messenger RNA, 658 nt
Organism: Ictalurus punctatus (channel catfish)
Lineage: Eukaryota; Metazoa; Chordata; Actinopteri; Siluriformes; Ictaluridae
Gene: ppil1
Product: peptidylprolyl isomerase (cyclophilin)-like 1
Exons: 4
Coding region: 84-584 (166 amino acids)
Biological process (GO): protein folding; protein peptidyl-prolyl isomerization
Cellular component (GO): catalytic step 2 spliceosome
Molecular function (GO): peptidyl-prolyl cis-trans isomerase activity
Source: RefSeq, marked provisional
CACGUUUUGUUGCAUUAUUUAGCGGUUAAUUCGGUGUAUUUUUGAGAACGCGUUGUCGUAUAUUCAGCUGUUAACACCAGGAAAUGUCAGGAAUCCCACCAGACUCAUGGCAGCCCGCUACGGUGUCACUCGAGACCUCUAUGGGAACCAUCGUGUUGGAGUUGUACUGGAAACACGCACCUAAAACCUGCAAGAACUUCGCCGAGCUGGGCAGACGAGGAUAUUACAACAACACCAAGUUUCAUCGCAUCAUUAAAGACUUCAUGGUGCAAGGAGGCGACCCGACAGGAACUGGCCGUGGUGGUGCAUGUAUAUAUGGAAAACAGUUUGAGGACGAACUUCACCCAGAGCUGAAAUUCACAGGUGCUGGAAUCCUUGCUAUGGCUAACGCAGGCCCAGACACAAACGGGAGUCAGUUCUUUUUGACUCUGGCCCCCACACAGUGGCUUGAUGGCAAGCACAGUAUAUUUGGGAGAGUUUGCCAAGGCAUCAGCGUUCUUAAUCGAAUCGGCAUGGUGGAGACUAACAGUCAAGAUCGUCCUGUGGAGGAGAUCAAAAUACUCCGGGUGACUCUACCUAACUGACAUGUGUCGAAGUUCACACAUAAUUUUGUACAGUAUUGGGUUUUUUUAACAAUAAAAAAAUAUUUUGUAAUGUU